Molecule: messenger RNA, 627 nt
Organism: Plasmodium gonderi
Lineage: Eukaryota; Apicomplexa; Aconoidasida; Haemosporida; Plasmodiidae
Product: conserved protein, unknown function
Exons: 3
Coding region: 1-627 (208 amino acids)
Biological process (GO): regulation of cytoskeleton organization
Cellular component (GO): axoneme
Molecular function (GO): microtubule binding
Source: RefSeq, a predicted model, not a curated record
AUGAGCAAAAACGAAUUUACAAAAGUUGUGGUUAAGGUGAAAGAAGAAGAGCUAAAUGAUCUGUACGAUUGGUUAUAUAGUUUCUCAUUGUCGAGAAAAAUAAAAAAUAUUCAUAGAGAAUUUUCAGAUGGAGUAUUAAUGGCGGAACUUGUAAAUAUAUGUCUACCCAAGUUUGUUGAAUUACAUAAUUAUAGUAAAGCAAAUUCUAUUAAUCAGAAGAAAUACAAUUGGAACAGGUUAAAUGAAAAAGUAUUUAAGCGCUUGGGAUUUAAAAUCGAUAAAAGACAUGUAGAAGAAAUUGUUAAUUGUAAAUAUAUGGGUGUGGAGAAGGUACUCAAUACUUUUAAAAAUCAAUUACAGAAAUUUCAAAAUUCGGAAAUAAAUGGAGAAGAGGGUUCAAAUACUUUGACCAAUGGACAAGCAAAUUCAGUUAACGACGAGGAACAUUCCAUUACACACGUGUUGGAUGAUCCAUCAUACCAGAACACAGAGAUCCUAAACGAUGAAAUUGUUAAAAUAUUGCGGGAUAAAAUUCAAAAUCUUGAAAAACUUUUAAAAAUAAAGGACAACAAAAUUGACAUUUUGAAUAGAAAAAUUGACACAUUAAACAGGAUGAAAAACACUUAA